Molecule: messenger RNA, 1431 nt
Organism: Lathyrus sativus (Indian pea)
Lineage: Eukaryota; Viridiplantae; Streptophyta; Magnoliopsida; Fabales; Fabaceae
Source: the annotation of a GenBank genome assembly
AUGCAGAAAGUUAGUAGUGAAAAUCGAGAAAGAGCGUUAAAUCCUCAACAUCCCUAUAGAAAGUCACGUUUAGGGUGUGCUCAUCUUGAAGUUGAUAUGGUAAAAGAGUCGGGAGAAGAUGAGAUAAAUCAUAGUCAAGUGUGGAAGGCUGCCUACGUCAAUAAGAAUAGGGUGAUUGAUAAUGAGAAUGUUCAAAGAGUUGUGGAUCAAUGUGAGAAGUUAAUAGAAGCUCUAACUGAAGAAGAGAGACAAGACCUUGGUCCUACGGACAUAUUAUUCGAGGCUCUAAAACUCCCAAACUACUCUGGGCGUAUUAGGAGUUACGGUUUUGGGGUAUGUUCUAGGGACAUAUUACCACGCCAAAUUCGCCUCACACAAAUGGACUUUCAAAAAUUAUAUGGCUUUUGCAACACACUCAAAAGUAGAUUGGAGGUGCUAGAGAGAGAGAAGCUGGAGAGAGAUAAGUUGGAUAGAGAGGCAAAAAACCGAAGAGGUGGCCAAAAAGAACAACCUGAAAAAGUGACACAGAGCUUGCAACAACUUGAAGAAGUGGCAGAGAGGCAACAACCUGAACAAGUGUCAAAGAGCUUGCAACAACCUGAAAAAGGGACACAUGGGCAAGAGUUAAGUGAUAAAGAUUCUUACAACCCUGUAUCAUUUGGUAAUACUCCCGAGGGUCUCUUUCCUGUUAAUAUAUAUUUAUCAUCCCCGAGUCGGUGUUUGGUUGCUCGUGGCAAACUAUAUAACACCAAAGGUAACACAGUGCACGACAUGACGUUACCACCUGGAUAUGUCAAGGUUAAUAUCGAAGUUGCUAUUGUGCAAAAUGCUCAAUUGCCUAUAUCUGUUGAAGGUGGUGAUGUAUCGAUGGUUUUUCAGGCAAUAGGAACAAUUGUGCCAUGGCCAAUGAAACUUCUUGAAUUUGUUGUUGAAUGUGAAAAGAAUCCCGAUCAAUCCCAAAACAAAGUUAAGAAUACCCAACGAAGUGUUGAUUCUGUUUCGUCACCUAACAAAAGCAACAAAAAAUUCAAAAUUGAAGAGUCUCCUAGAGUUGGCGGUUCAACUAGUCUUGUAAAUUUACCUUUCCUUGAUAUGUAUGUGAAAAAGAUGAUGAGGGUUGAAUCGUUAAUUCAAAUAAAAAUGGAGGAAAGUAUAUUUGGUGAGGAGUUUUUAGAGCAUCUACGUGUAGAAAGUAUAAAAGAGAUUCUUGAUCACAAUUGGUUAAGUGUCUCUACUAUCACUGUAUUUUCCAGGUAUUUGUAUGACAAGUUUAUUAGUCCAAAUGGAUUAAUAAAUAAGUUCUCCUUCAUAUCCCCACAUGUAUCACGGGAGGAUAAUCUAGGAAAUGCUAUAGCAAAAAUACUUCUGAAAGAUGAGGAGUACUUCAAGGAUAAGAUGAUUCUUGCACCUUGCAAUCUAGGGAAACAUUAG